CGGCCUCAUCGCCGGCCAUCAACGAGCUGGCCGUGGCCGCCUACCAGGACGAGAACUUCGUGGUGUCAGCGCUCUUCUGCGCCGCCGAGGAGGGCAACAUCGCCGGCAUCAAGGAACUCUUUUCCAUGGCCAAGAUCGACCCCAACGUCUCCAACAAGCACGGUGAGACUGCACUUCACGUGGCGGCCGGCCUGGGUCAGCUGGAGGUGGUGCGGGUGCUGCGCGCCAAAGGAGCCAACUUAAACCAGACGGACGGCAACGGUGACAACUCGGCCUUCUGGGCGGCCCGGCAUAGCCACUCGGCCGUGCUCAAUUACCUCAUCCGGGAGGGCGUGCACGUCAACAACAGGAACAAGAGCGGCGAGACACCCCUGCACGUGGCGGCCCGGUAUGGUCACACAGCUGUGGUCCAGCUGCUCUGCGAGGCGCACACCAACCUCGACAUACAGGACGACCAUGCGGAGACGGCGCUGCACAUGGCCGUGUGGCAUGGCUUCCCCGUCAUCGCCAGCCUUCUCUGUCUGGCCGGAGCCAAUCCAACGUCGUCAACCACGAGCCCCGGUGACCGGCUGUGA
This is a messenger RNA of Pollicipes pollicipes, 575 nucleotides long. RefSeq names its product death-associated protein kinase 1. Bases 126 to 575 code for a protein of 149 amino acids. The record is from RefSeq and is a predicted model, not a curated record. Lineage: Eukaryota; Metazoa; Arthropoda; Thecostraca; Pollicipedomorpha; Pollicipedidae. Gene Ontology annotation, molecular function: protein binding. The transcript has 6 exons.